AUGGAAAACAUCUGGGACCAGGAACAGGACUCAGACAUAACAGUACAGGAAAGAUGGGAGCAUAUCAAAAAGUCAGUAAACGAAGUCUCCGAAGAGGUUUUGGGAUUCCAAAGAAACAAACGGAACAACAAACCUUGGUUCAACGAGGAUUGUCAUAGACUAAUUGAAAAUAGGUUAAAAGCUAAAAAAGCUAUGCUCACAAAUAAGAAUGAGAUCACCAAACAACAGUACAAAGAAACCAACAGAGAAGUUAACAAAUUACUACGGGCAGCAAAAAGAAAGUUUGUCAACGAGCAAACAGAGAAAGCAGAAAAAGAUAGUAACAAAAAUAACACAAGGGAUUUCUUUCGUUUUGUUAGAUUUUUCAAACAAGGAUACAAAGCAAAGACAGUAGGUGUGAAAGACAAUGAUGGAAACAUUAUCUGUAAUAAAGCAGAAGCACUAAAUAUUUGGAAAUGCUAUUUUGAAGACCUCUUAAAUGGAGAUAUGACAGCCAACAGAGAAGAAGAAGGACAGUUUCAAAAUGUACAACCAAUGAUAAACCCUCCUACUCUUGAAGAAGUAUGGAAUACAGUCAAGAACUUAAAAAACAAUAAAGCUCCGGGAGGAGACAACAUACCUGCAGAACUACUCAAAGCAGGGGGUCAGUCUAUAAUAGAAGAACUCCAUAAGUUAAUCUUAGACGUCUGGGAGAAAGAAGAGAUUCCAAUGGAAUGGAAAAUAGCAACAAUCGUCCCGAUACACAAAAAGGGAGAUACCCGACAUGUCUACUGGAGACCUGAAGAGUCAGUCUUGAGAACAGUGACCGAUGCUGUACCUGUAGGAAGAAGACCUUUAGGACGCCCAAGGCUGCGAUGGGGGGACCAAGUCCGGAGGGAUAUGAGAAGGAUGUCCGUUACAGAGGAGAUGAUGAAGGACCGAGAAAGAUGGCGCAAAGCUGUUGGAGAGGCCAAAAACCUGCUUAGGUUUGAGUGGCCAGCUAGGUAA
Molecule: messenger RNA, 987 nt
Organism: Macrosteles quadrilineatus (aster leafhopper)
Lineage: Eukaryota; Metazoa; Arthropoda; Insecta; Hemiptera; Cicadellidae
Exons: 3
Coding region: 1-987 (328 amino acids)
Source: RefSeq, a predicted model, not a curated record